AAUCCAGCCAACGUCUUCGCGGUCUUGAGUCUCUGUGGUUUUUACAGAAUCUCGCAGUUGGCCCCCAAGUCAAGGAAGAUCACUUCCACUCGUUGAUACAGGGCCCUGCUCAUCCUCUUCCACGUCAAUGUGGGCACACGAUGCUCUAGCACGACCUCCUCCUCCAUCCUAAAUCAACCGCCCAUGAUGUACAGAUCCCGGCGAGCGGCCCUCUCCGGGCUGAGACAAUGCCUGCGUCGACCCGUUCGGACCUAUGCAAAUGUAUCGGAGACGCCUCUGCGGACCGCCCUCUUCUUCCCCGGCCAUGGAGUACAAAGAAAAGGCAUGACGCGGUCAUGGGUGGAGGCGUUCCCUAGAAUAUGUAAACCGUUCUUAGAGGAGAUGGAUGAUAUUGUGCAUUGCAAACUCUCGACGCUGAUCGACGAGGGACCGAUAUAUAUGCUGGACAAGACGGAGAAUGCCCAACCGGCGAUCAUGGCAGUAUCCGUCAUGAUCCUGAAGGUGCUCGAGCAGGAAUUUGGGUUCAAGACGGAAGAGGUGAUCAAUGUCACGCUAGGCCACAGCUUGGGAGAAUAUGCUGCCCUCGUGGCUGCUGGAAAUCUGGAAUAUGCAUAUGCUCUUGACUUGGUGCGCAAACGCGGCGAGGUGAUGGGAGAAUGCACGCGAAAAGCCAAAGAAGAGUCCGGGGAAGACUUUGGGAUGGUGGCGCUGGUGUGUGAGCCGGAGCAAUUGGAGUCAUUGAUUGCCGCGGUCAAAGAAUUCCUCAGUCAAGGCGCUGAAGGUGCCAAAGACGAUUCGGCGGCAUUGCCGGCGAUCCAACAGGUCGCCAUUGCCAAUGCCAAUUCCAAGAAUCAGAUUGUCCUCAGCGGCAGCUUCCAGCGCAUUCGCAAUCUGUUGGUCCACAUUCGCGAGUUUGGCGGACAUGAUCCCAGAGCAGUGGAGCUGAAGUCGCGGUCGGCUUUUCACAGUCCCAUCAUGAUGCCGGCAUAUGAGUUCAUGAAGAAAGCGCUCGAUCCGGAUAAGGUCAUCUUUCCUGGCCGUGUGCCCUGCAUCAGCAAUGUAACCGCGCGUCCGUUCAGUUCCAAGGAAGAUCUGAUCAAUAAUCUCGCCCGGCAGGCUAUCGACACUGUCCUCUGGUGGGAUUCAAUCAAGUACUUGGAUCGACAGGCUGGAACACGUCGAUAUCUCGGCGUGGGUCCUGGGAAGGUCGGCCGCAACCUGGUGUCCAAGGAAGUCGGUCGGUCAUCGGCCAGGGGCGGUGGUGUCUGGUCCAUUACAGAACCAUCGGAGAUCGAAGAGACUCUGCGGUCGUUAGAAGAGGCCUUGAAAGAAGAUCAAGCUGAACUUCAGCAUUAAGCACUUCAUGGAACCAAGUGCUGGGGGACCGCCAUGGGAUGAGUUCUUACGCCUGAGCCCUUGAGCAGCGUGGAGGUGGGGAUGGCACUGAUAUUGAAAGGAGUGCACGCAAAGAGAGGUCUCGGUUGCUGCAAUGGGAUGAGUGAUUGAUCGGGAGUACCGUGACUCGAACACGUAUCCCAAUGGCAGUGAAGAACCAGGGGGGGGAGACUUUCGUUCCCUGGGAUACCAAACUGAAUGUCACAUGAGCUUUCCAAAAAUCAAAGCUUAUUAACGAAGUCUCCAAAUUAUGUCCCCAACGCAAAGACCCCUAGAAUGUGAGUUCAGGUCAAACCACUUAGCCCAGCGGUCACGACAGGGCACUCACCUAAGUGGAAGGCGGCGAGCUUCUAGGCGAAACGGUUCACCAGUUCGAGUCACGGUUCGAUCCAUCCGACUUAUUGUGUCAACUUGCAACCACGAUCCCAGUCCAGCGAACCCGGACUAACGACAACCCUCUACUACUAAUUCUAACCCUGCGAACCCGGGUUGACACCAACCAGCGAUCAUCAAACGGAAAACCCCUGCGAACCCGGGUUUCACUUACCACAACCCCCAUAUCAUCAAAGGGGUUUGUGGAAAAGUUUUUGUUUUUCCAGUUGAAGUUCAUUUUUGUUUCCUUCUACUUGAUAUGCGGCUGUGGGAGCUAUAUUGAGGAUAUAGUGAGGUUGCCGGAUUCUGGUUGUUGCCACAACAAUUGACGCCCGGCAACGGCCAUCUAAUGGACUAAACUCGAAGUGUUUCGGGUGUUGCAGGAUUUAGCGGGCGUUCAUCCAUGUUAGUUGCUCUAUGCUACCUGAUCAUGUGAUGAAUAUUGGUUACACUCUCAAUUACCCAUUGUUUUCCUCUAAUUAUGAUGUCGAGAGCCGCCUGCGCAAGUCAGCAUGUCAACUGACCUGGCGCGGUGUAUGCGGACAUUAUGUGCGCUUCGUGGUCGAAUAUAAAUUCCUUUAGUGGCACUCUGCUCUUCAGUCGAUGCUGUUCUUAACGUUGAGAUGCAAUAGAGACAUGAUCACUUUACAACGAUGAUAUUGUUGGGCA
This is a messenger RNA of Exophiala dermatitidis NIH/UT8656, 2436 nucleotides long. Its product is annotated as [acyl-carrier-protein] S-malonyltransferase. Gene Ontology annotation, cellular component: mitochondrion. The transcript has a single exon. NCBI's taxonomy places the organism in Eukaryota, Fungi, Ascomycota, Eurotiomycetes, Chaetothyriales, Herpotrichiellaceae. The record is from RefSeq and is a predicted model, not a curated record. Gene Ontology annotation, molecular function: [acyl-carrier-protein] S-malonyltransferase activity. The coding region runs from base 184 to 1356 and encodes 390 amino acids. Gene Ontology annotation, biological process: fatty acid biosynthetic process.